Molecule: messenger RNA, 3663 nt
Organism: Cynocephalus volans (Philippine flying lemur)
Lineage: Eukaryota; Metazoa; Chordata; Mammalia; Dermoptera; Cynocephalidae
Gene: WDR35
Product: WD repeat domain 35
Exons: 27
Coding region: 87-3581 (1164 amino acids)
Biological process (GO): non-motile cilium assembly; intraciliary retrograde transport; protein localization to cilium
Cellular component (GO): non-motile cilium; intraciliary transport particle A
Molecular function (GO): protein binding
Source: RefSeq, a predicted model, not a curated record
UUCCCAGAGCAGUUGGUACUAGCGAUUGCAGGCGUAGAACCGGUUACCUGUCGCGGGCCUUGACGGCUGCGGUCGUCCUCUCGGGGAUGUUCUUCUACCUGAGCAAGAAAAUUGCGAUUCCCAAUAACGUGAAACUGAAAUGUAUAUCCUGGAACAAGGACCAAGGAUUCAUAGCAUGUGGUGGUGAAGAUGGAUUACUGAAAGUUUUGAAAUUAGAAACACAGACAGAUGAUGCAAAAUUGAGGAUUCUUUCUAUGAAUCAGACUCUUGAAGGUCAUAGUGGUUCUGUUCAACUUGCAACAUGGAAUGAACAGUAUCAGAAGUUGACUACCAGUGAUCAAAAUGGGCUUAUCAUUGUCUGGAUGUUAUAUAAAGGCUCUUGGUAUGAGGAGAUGAUCAACAAUCGAAAUAAAUCAGUGAUUCGAAGUAUGAGCUGGAAUGCUGAUGGACAGAAGAUCUGCAUCGUAUAUGAAGAUGGGGCUGUGAUAGUUGGUUCAGUGGAAGGGAAUCGUAUUUGGGGAAAAGACCUGAAGGGUUUACAGCUAUGCCACGUAGCAUGGUCCGCAGAUAGUAAAGUCUUACUUUUUGGAAUGACAAAUGGGGAAAUACACAUUUAUAAUAAUCAAGGGAAUUUUAUAAUGAAAAUGAAGCUGAAUUGUUUGGUGAAUGUCACUGGAGCAAUCAGUAUUGCUGGAAUUCACUGGUACCAUGGCACAGAAGGCUACGUGGAGCCUGACUGUCCUUGCCUUGCUAUUUGUUUUGACAAUGGGAGAUGCCAAAUAAUGAGACACGAGAAUGACCAAAAUCCGGUUUUGAUUGAUACUGGCAUAUGUGUGGUAAGUGUUCAGUGGAACCACAUCGGCAGUGUAUUAGCUGUGGCAGGCUCCCAGAAGGCAGUCACUCAGGAUAAAGACAUCAACAUCGUGCAGUUUUACACUCCAUUUGGUGAGCAUCUGGGUUCUUUGAAAGUUCCUGGGAAGCAUAUGUCUGCACUGUCCUGGGAAGGAGGUGGACUGAAAAUUGCUCUAGCUGUUGAUUCCUUUAUAUAUUUUGCAAAUAUUCGACCUGAUUAUAAGUGGGGUUAUUGCUUAAAUACUGUAGUUUAUGCAUAUACCAGACCUAAUCGUCCAGAGUACUGUGUUGUCUUUUGGGAUACAAAAAACAAUGAGAAAUAUGUUAAAUAUGUGAAGAGUCUCAUUUCUAUUACUACCUGUGGUGAUUUCUGCAUUUUGGCUACGAAAGCUGAUGAAGAUCAUCCUCAGUUCGUGCUGGUUCUUUGUAAUUCUAUUGGCACACCCUUGGAUCCCAAAUACAUUGAUAUUGUACCGUUAUUUGUUGCAAUGACCAAAACCCAUGUGAUAGCAGCUUCAAAAGAAGCAUUUUAUACCUGGCAAUAUCGUGUGGCAAAGAAGCUCACAGCAUUGGAAAUUAAUCAGGUCACGCGGUCUCGAAAAGAAGGGAGAGAAAGGAUUUAUCACGUUGACGAUACUCCUUCUGGAUCAGGGGAUGGUAUACUGGAUUACAGUAAAGCCAUUCAAGGCACAAGGGAUCCAAUUUGUGCCAUAACUGCAUCUGAUAAGACAUUAAUUGUGGGUCGUGAAUCUGGCACCUUUCAGAGAUACAGCCUUCCUAAUGUUGGUUUGAUUCAAAAAUAUUCCCUUAAUUGUCGAGCCUAUCAGUUGUCCUUGAACUGCAACUCUAGUCGUCUUGCCAUCAUAGACAUCUCAGGAAUUCUGACUUUCUUUGACUUGGAGGCUCGGGUCACAGACAGUACAGGACAGCAAGUAAUUGGCGAGUUGUUAAAAUUGGAGCGAAAAGAUGUCUGGGAUAUGAAGUGGGCCAAGGCUAAUCCUGAUUUGUUUGCAAUGAUGGAGAAGACAAGAAUGUAUGUUUUCAGAAAUUUGGAUCCUGAGGAACCCAUUCAGACCUCUGGAUAUAUUUGUAACUUUGAGGACUUAGAAAUUAAAUCUGUUCUUCUGGAUGAGAUAUUAAAGAACCCAGAACAUCCAAACAAGGAUUAUAUAAUUAACUUUGAGAUUCGGUCCCUUCGAGAUAGUCGUGCAUUGAUUGAGAAGGUCGGAAUUGAAGAUGCGUCUCAAUUCAUAGAGGACAAUCCACACCCCCGACUUUGGCGCCUACUGGCUGAAGCAGCUCUUCAGAAACUGGACUUACACACUGCAGAGCAAGCAUUUGUGCGCUGCAAAGAUUACCAAGGCAUUAAGUUUGUGAAGCGCCUGGGCAAUCUGCAGAGUGAGUCAAUGAAGCAGGCUGAAGUUGUCGCCUACUUUGGCAGGUUUGAAGAGGCUGAAAGAAUGUAUCUUGAUAUGGACAGAAGAGAUCUUGCUAUUGGCCUCCGGCUGAAAUUGGGGGAUUGGUUUAGAGUACUCCAACUCUUGAAAACUGGAUCUGGUGAUGCAGAUGACAGUCUCCUUGAACAAGCCCACAAUGCCAUUGGAGACUACUUUGCUGAUCGACAAAAGUGGUUGAAUGCUGUACAAUAUUAUGUACAAGGCCGGAACCAGGAACGCUUAGCUGAAUGUUACUAUAUGUUAGAAGAUUAUGAAGGAUUAGAGAAUCUUGCCAAUUCACUUCCAGAAAACCACAAGUUGCUUCCAGAAAUAGCGCAAAUGUUUGUGAGAGUUGGAAUGUGUGAACAAGCAGUGGCUGCAUUUUUGAAAUGUAAUCAACCAAAGGCAGCGGUAGAUACUUGUGUACAUCUCAACCAAUGGAACAAAGCUGUUGAAUUGGCUAAAAAUCAUAGUAUGAAAGAAAUUGGAUCUCUGUUAGCUAGAUAUGCAUCUCAUUUACUGGAAAAGAAUAAAACUCUUGAUGCCAUAGAACUGUAUCGGAAAGCCAAUUACUUUUUCGAUGCUGCUAAACUGAUGUUUAAGAUUGCAGAUGAAGAGGCAAAGAAAAGAACUAAACCUCUGCGUGUUAAGAAGCUCUAUGUUCUGUCAGCUUUACUUAUAGAGCAACAUCAUGAACAAAUGAAAAAUGCUCAACGAGGAAAAGUUAAAGGAAAGAGUUCAGAGGCCACUUCUGCGUUGGCUGGUUUGCUGGAAGAGGACGUUCUGUCUACAACGAGUCGUUUCACAGAUAAUGCUUGGAGAGGGGCUGAGGCUUACCACUUCUUUAUACUUGCACAGAGGCAGCUCUAUGAGGGAUAUGUUGACACUGCAUUGAAGACAGCUCUUCACCUGCGAGACUAUGAAGACAUUAUCCCUGCUGUUGAGAUCUACUCUCUGUUAGCACUCUGUGCAUGUGCCAGCAGAGCUUUCGGGACUUGCUCAAAAGCUUUUAUUAAACUCGAAUCUUUAGACACCCUCAGUUCAGAACAGAAACAGCAAUAUGAAGAUCUUGCUCUAGAAAUCUUCACCAAACAUACUCCAAAAGAUAACAGAAAAUCUGAAUUGGACAGCCUUCUUGAAGGUGGAGAAGGGAAACUGCCAACAUGUGUUGCCACAGGAAGCCCGAUCACUGAAUAUCAAUUUUGGAUGUGCAAUGUCUGCAAGCAUUGUGUUCUUGGUCAGGAAAUAACUAACUACAACUUCUGUCCCUUAUGCCAUAGUCCAGUGGGAUAAGGGAAUGAUGAACUAUAUAUAAUUGUAAAAUAUGUGUAGCAUAUGUUCAUAGCUAUAACUGUAUAUGUAAUAUGGUUGAUUU